Molecule: messenger RNA, 807 nt
Organism: Carassius carassius (crucian carp)
Lineage: Eukaryota; Metazoa; Chordata; Actinopteri; Cypriniformes; Cyprinidae
Exons: 10
Coding region: 91-726 (211 amino acids)
Molecular function (GO): DNA binding
Source: RefSeq, a predicted model, not a curated record
CUCACAUACCUGCCAAAUGAUCUAAAGUUGUGGAAUGAAAGAAAAAUUGAACAUCUACAGCGUGUGAAAAAUCAGCUGAGAGAAGAGAACAUGAAUCUAAAUAAAGAUAAAGAAAAUGAGAGGCUGAAAAAUGAAAUACUUAAAAAAAUCCCACCUCUCCUUCUGGCUACAGAGCACUUACUCCAGGAGCCCGUGAAAUCAAAUGCAGAUGCCCCUGACAUGUUCAUGAUGUCAAAGACUCCAUCUCAUGUUCCCCUCUCACAUACUCCUAAACCUGUGGAAUCAAAUGCAGAUGUCCUUGAUGUGCCGAAGGCUCCAUCCAAUGCUUCUCUGUCUGCUAAAUGUUCCAGUGAUGCUAACUAUGUGGAGUUAGCACAUGCCACGGGCAUAAAAAUCCUAAAGCAUCAAUGGACUUCUGCCCUGCAGGCCCAAACAGCCACUUCAAUGGUGCGUGUUCUUUUAAUGGCCACCUUCCCACUAGAAGUUCUGAUCCACAGCAAUUUGAAAGGGGGAAAGAGUAAAACUGACGGUAGUGCAGAGAGAAGACAUGCCCUUGACAAGGAAACCAUGGGAGCCAUAUUUGUGGCAGUCAAGAAGAGGUUUCCCAAUGUGUCCAGAGGAGCUUUGGGUAUUGCAGUGAAUUCCAAGCUGGGGGAACUGAGACUGCUUAAAAAAAAAGGAGCUAAUUUUGUUAUUGUUUUUUUGUUGUUGUUUUUUAAUUUAUAGCAUGUUCCUUACUUGAUUUUUAUUCAGGUGUGUUAUAUGUUCACAUUUUAGACAGAAAAUAAAGAUUUUAUUCAAAUGUUA